AUGUCGGGUAAGGGUAAAUCGAACAAGAGACCGUCAAAUAGUGUCCUUAAUUAUUUCAAAAGAAUAAGAAGUGUUCAGAGUGGUGAGGAUGAGGCGGAGAUUUCUAAUACCACCACCACACAAUCACAAAAUUCCAUUGAAAUAAGUUCUUGUUCUAAGGCUAGCACUGAUAGUAUCAGCAUUAGCCAAACAAUCGCCAUCGCUUCUGGACCAGGACCAUCAAGGGAUCUUGGCAAUAAUAAGACAACUGAAACUGAGAUUGAAGGAGAUAGCGGAUGUAUCGGAAGCAUUAGCAAUAAUGAUAUUGGUUUACAUCUAGCGAAUAUUGGCGGUAUUGAUGAUGCCACUCGCUACAAAUUAUUGAAAAAUCAUUGGAUGCCCGAUGCAAAUUUCAAUUUUCCUUUUUCAUUUCAUAACAAGAGAGGCCGUGAAGAAAGACGCAGGGCCAAUCACAGCCAUUUCGAAAAACACAAUUGGUUGGUUUUAUCCAGAGAAAAACAAGGCUUAUUAUGCAAGUAUUGUGCCCUGUUCUCGGAAGAAUUAGUCGGUGGUCGUAGUCGUUACACGCAUAAUGUUAUGCCACGAAAGCUGGUCAAGGUUCCUUUAUUCAACUUUUCCAAGCUCACUGAAACAUUCACAGAAAUAUUGGAGUGGAACGAUAAUACUUCUUCAUCUAAAGCCAAUAUUUUACUUAAAUCAUUAUGCGAUUGCGAGUUCAUACUAACCAUGUUUUGUUUAUCGGACAUAUUUAGCAUCACUUUACCCCUUAGCAAAUAUCUUCAAGGUUGCAAUAUUGACCUAAAUUCAGCAUCGAACAAAAUAAAAGAUCUUGUCAAAGUCCUAAAAAAAAAAAAACGUGCAGAUGCCGAUGAUUACUUCACGUCAGUAAUUGUUAGACAGGCCAAAGAAACCCUUCAAAAACUAGAUGUAGAUCUUAAAUGUCCUCGACUCUGUGGUAGACAAACAAAGAGGGAUACGUUUUCCGAUUUCAAAGAGAUAUCACCCAUUGAUUAUUGGAAGCGAGUCUUAUUUAUUCCGAUUUUGGACAAUUUAAUUGUCGAUCUAAAAAGUCGUUUCAAUGAGAGUGAUAUUUCUAUUUGUGGCUUAAAUGUAUUAAUUCCCAAUACCCUCAAACAAAUAUCUGAUAAUGAAGUAUUAACUAACCAUUUACAGACCUUAUUAAGAAACUUUGGCGAACUAUUAGGAAGUCCUUCACUAAUGCAGUUCAUGGGCGAGGUACUAUUAUAUAAAGAGAGUUCAUCUGCCACGGAUAAUGCUCUUGAAGCUUUUAGAAACUAGAAUUUAUUUAUCGCCAUCAUGGACAUCUACAAUUUUAAAAUCAAUCAUUUAUUGGAAGCUGAAUUAGAUUACGAAUUGAAAAUUCGGUCAAUUCAUUCUGUAAAACCUGUGAGUGACAAGAGGAAAAUGUUUACUAGAUUGGCGGCUAGAGAAAGAGUGUUACCUGGCAGUGAGAUCGAUAUGGCUGAAUAUGUUCUGACUCAUUCGAUUACUCCUUUAAAGGAAAAGGAAGGUAUAGCUGAUACUAUGGACUCAAUUGAAACUUUAAUUGAUGCAUUCGAUGGUGACGCUACAGAUUCAGUCUUUCGUCGAGUUAUGUCUCGUUUAAAUCAUGUGAGAGGUCGAAUUCAGCGAAUUUCUCAGGUUGAUCCACAAGAUAAUUCUUUGAAAAAAUAUAUCCAAGAAACUUACGGCGAAUGUUUGAAAUUGGAAGGUGAUUUACAUGAAAAGCUGGCUGUUCCUGUUCAACCAGUACCUGAUCCGCCGUUUUACCAGUUUUACUUGAAAGUGUCAACUCAAAUGGAAUUUGAAACGGGAGCUGGACUUAGCAGUUUACCAUAUAAAUUUUACAACGAAAAGUUGAGUCAUAUUCCAUUGAAGGAGACUAAUAUACGCUUGAGAACUUAUUCAGGUAAAAUUGUUAUCCCUGAAGGGAAAAUUUUACUCACUGUUACUAUUCAAGUUUGUUUUGGUUACGGUAUGUCUGAAUCUGUGGGAGUCCUGGGAGGAAGUAUGAUGCAGUGUGAGGAUAACCCAGAAGACACUGCUGGAUUGCUUCUGGAGGUUAUCCAAACCUACGAAUUUUUAUAUGAUUUAAGAAACAAAGAAUACAAAAAUAAUAAGAAGAAGGAGGAUGCUUGGAAAGAAAUCGCGUUUGAAAAACAGUUUCUUCAUUGUUUUCUAGUUGAUCAUUGCCAGAAACUCUGGAAGUCGUUGAGGGACCACUAUACGAGGGAAAAAAGGGAAGCAGGCAGAUCAGGGGCUGCAGCUGCUGAAUCCAAGUGGGUAAACUUUUCUAAAAUGACCUUUUAUGAAAAAUAUACUAAACCUAGGCAAACAUUCACAACCAUUUCGAAGCCAUGUUCUGCAGCAAGCAGUCGCGCUGCUUCAUCGUGCAGCACCAUCAGCUCGGGGACUUCAAUAUGGAGCACGCUUCUGUCUCCAGAGCCUCAGCAGCAGGAAGAAUCUGAAUCUCUCCCAGUCAUUAGCGAGGCAGAAGAGGGAGCGACCAACCCAACAUUGGAGGAAGCGUCGCAGGAUCCUGGUCCAUCUAAGAUUAGACAAAAACGUUCAAUUUUGGAAACACCCCAAAGUCCCCAAACCUCAACAUCAACAAGUGAACAUCCAAAGAAACCAAAUAAGGCCAAAUGA
Molecule: messenger RNA, 2670 nt
Organism: Ceutorhynchus assimilis (cabbage seed weevil)
Lineage: Eukaryota; Metazoa; Arthropoda; Insecta; Coleoptera; Curculionidae
Source: the annotation of a GenBank genome assembly